Owenia fusiformis is the source of this 1085-nucleotide messenger RNA. The record is from the annotation of a GenBank genome assembly. Lineage: Eukaryota; Metazoa; Annelida; Polychaeta; Sabellida; Oweniidae.
CUACAAAUGUCAAAAGUGGAAAAGAAAGAGAAGGAUAAAGGCUCAUCAUUGUCAUACAUGUUCCGCCUGCCUUUUGCUGCCGGAAAUGUGUUCAGCGCCAGUAUGCUAGAUACUCUCCUUUAUCAAGCAUUUAUUAAGGACUACAUCAUCACAUUUGUGCGCCUGCUUCUUGGCAUAGAUCAGGCACUUGGCUCAGGGCAUUUAUCUUCGAUGAAGAUUACAAAAGAUGAUCUUUGGAUUCGAACUUAUGGUCGCUUGUACCAGAAACUUUGCUCAACUACCUGUGAGGUCCCCAUUGGUAUAUAUCGCACACAGCCUGUCGUCUGUAAAGACUCUUCUAAUGCUUCACUUAACUGUAUGGACGAUGACUCUGAUCACGGGAGCGGGAGUUCAAAUCCUGAGAGGGCGGAGAUAUCUGCCAUGGUAACCAGCCGAAUGGACAGCAUGGAAAUGCCUGUUCAUGACUAUGAUGAUGUAAGUGACAGAAGAAACAGUUUUUCGUAUUGCAUUAUCAACCCUAGCUAUGAUCUCAAACUGGAAAAAGAUGAUAUCAUUUACUUGAUCCGUCCAAGCUCUUUGUCACCCACAGCAUCCCCCCUUAUAGAUGAACGCAAGAUGAGAUUCAAAUACAAGAGAGAAGAACCCACUGGCGCAGAUAAAGAAACGUCAGAAAGGUUAAAAGACAGCUUCAAGGUUGAGAUGCAUGAUCCUAGGCCAACAUGUUCUAAUGAUUCAGAGGAAGGACUUUGUGGUACAGUAGUCUGAAGGAAAUAUUGUCCUCAGGGAUGAUUGUCCCCCUUGAAAUUGGUCCUUAUUGACCUAAUUGAGUAUCUUAAGACUACAUGCUCUAAUGAUUCUGGGAAAGGACUGAGUGGAACGACUAAGAGAGAAUUGUCCCCAGGGACAAUAAGGACAAUAUUUCCUCUAAGUUUCUAGCCUUUUAUGGCCAUGAUGGUACCUUUAGGCAAUAUGCUCUUACGCUUAUAAGAAAGUGCUAUGUGGUACUAUAGGCUGAGGAAAUAAUGCUACCAAAGGGAUAAUUGUCCCAUUUUUGGGACACCCUGGGCCUGUUUGAGUAUCUCUAU